Molecule: messenger RNA, 926 nt
Organism: Alosa alosa (allis shad)
Lineage: Eukaryota; Metazoa; Chordata; Actinopteri; Clupeiformes; Clupeidae
Exons: 5
Coding region: 218-916 (232 amino acids)
Source: RefSeq, a predicted model, not a curated record
AUAAAUGCAACUCAAGCAUGCAACUCCUGGGUUAUCUGAAAGUAACUACUGAGUUUUCCUCAGCCUUUAUUUUUAUACUUGACUUGAUGUUAAUGAAGAGAGGAUGGCACUCCUGAAAAUUAAGUGAUCGUCAUCCUACAAUGUAAUUUCAAAGACUAAAAGCCAACCUAGCAUAAUGUGGAGGCUGCAGAUUCCUCCAUAGCUUGUGGACGCCCAUAUGAGAGAAGCCCCACAGGGCCUUAGAUCUAUGCGUGUUUCAGGGCUGCAAGUGCUUCCCAAAUCCCAGGAACAUCCACCUCCUCCAGGCCUCCUAAGACACUUACUCCAGCUGUUCCCAGAGCCACUGUGUCAGUUAAACAAAACAGGCAUGGACAGUGGAAGCCCUCAGUACGGCACCCUGGCUGAUUGGCUUCAGUCAGACGUGUUUAUCGUGUUCGUGGUGGUUAUGGUUCUGCUCGGCUUGGUUCUGACGGCAGUCUGCUGGGUCUGGCGGCGCCAGAGACGAUCCAGACAGUCCACUUUACAGAGGCUGACAGAGAUUGAGAUCUACCCAGUAGUGGAUGGUUCAGUUGGGGAGGCGCAGCAGCAAAAGUUCUCCCUUAAGAUCCGGACUGACCAGAGGCAUGCUUCGGAGCUGGUGGGCAUCCUGGCAGAUCACAUACGGCCCACUGGGUCGCACGCAACAGGUGAAAUGUCUACAGGUGUGUCAGCGUCCAAAGCCACCCUAAACCCAACAGUGACACCCACACAGCCACUGGAAACACAGGUUAAAAAAGAGAAUAUAGGUGUGGCUGUCAUAACAUCAAAGACCACCAUUCCUGGAGUUUUCAUCCCCCAGGACUACAAUAGCUCCAGUGACAGCAAUGAUGAUCAAAAUGAUAAUGAUGACUGUAAUGAUGAAAGUGAGAGUGAUUGAUAUAAAUAAA